AUGUGGCAUACAAAGACAAAAUGUGAUGAAACAGGUCGUUCACCUGAGCCAGAGGAAAAGCUCCCUCCAUUUCCUUAUUUGUUGAGUGAUCAAGACCAGGUUUAUGAGUAAACACGGUGUUAGGAAUCUUACUCUUAGGCGCUUGCAACAACCUUUUUUACCAAUUCACCAGGGUAUCGCUCCUCAAGAGAAUUAAGUCCCUCAAUGUCUUCCAGACAUUCCAAAAGUUCAUGAGGCACUCUUUGAUAUAGAUGAAAUUUGAUUUUUAAACCAUACUGAUUUAGUUCCCUUUUUAUAUAACAUGUACUUCUGGACUUAAAGGAAGCUCAAGCUUUGGAAAGGAGAACAGUCUUUUAGGGUAAACAGCUGAAUGGAUUGAUCAACACAACUAUAGACUCACUACCUCCAAUUUUGGUAAAGUCUUUUUCAGCGUUCAAAAGCCAUAUGAAUCGAUGCUAAAAAGUAUGUUUGACACAAAAGAUUUGGCCAAUGUGAAAGCUAUUUCACAUGGCAAAGCAAAAGAGAAAAUUUAAACUUGCGAGAACAAUUAAUGUCAGAAAUUGCUUAGCAAGUACCCGUUUUUAUGAUAUUUGAUGCUAGACUAUCAGGUCAUCCAACGUACCCAUAUCUUAGAAAAGGCUCUGGAAAGGUGUUUGACCCAUCCACAGAUUCUCAAUAUGGUUUCCUUGAAAUAAAGUUUCGAAAAAAGGGAAACAUUAGAGCAAGCAGGUGCUGA
Messenger RNA from Pocillopora meandrina, 736 nucleotides. NCBI's taxonomy places the organism in Eukaryota, Metazoa, Cnidaria, Anthozoa, Scleractinia, Pocilloporidae. The record is from the annotation of a GenBank genome assembly.